Molecule: messenger RNA, 903 nt
Organism: Lactuca sativa (garden lettuce)
Lineage: Eukaryota; Viridiplantae; Streptophyta; Magnoliopsida; Asterales; Asteraceae
Source: RefSeq, a predicted model, not a curated record
AUGAGUCCCCCACCUGAACAGAAGAACAAGCCUCCUGUCAAGCCAUAUCAGCCUCCACUACCAUUUCUAGCUCGAGCUAGACAAGAAAAGAAUGAUGUUGACUACCAAAAGUUUCUGAAACACAUAAAGGCUCUUCAAAUUAAUAUGCCAUUCAUAGAAGCGGUAGCACAAAUACCUAAAUAUGCCAAAUUCCUAAAGGAGCUUCUAACUAAUAUAAAGAAGAUGGAAGAGGUGAAGAAGGUGAUCCUAAAUGAGAACUGUUCAGAUGCCAUGUUAAAAAAACUGCCUAAAAAGAAGGGUGAUCCGGGAAGCUUAACCUUGCCUUGUCAAUUCGGAAACUUAGCUACCAUUUAUGCAUUGGCUAUUUCAGGGGCAAGUGUAAAUCUCAUGCCGUACCCAUUCUUCAAGAAAUUAGAUCCUCCGGAGCCGAGGCCAAUUCGAAUGGCAAUUCACCUAGCAAAUAAAACGGUCACUUUCCCAAGGGGGAUAUGCGAAGAUCUAUUGGUGAAAUUUGAUAAGUUCAUGUUUCCCGUGGACUUCAUAGUAUUAGACAUGGAAGCGGAUCCUCAAGUCCCGAUCAUACUUGGAAGACAUUUCCUAAACACCUCGAGUGCUAUAGUUGACAUGCAAGAUUCUAAACUUACUCUUCGGGUGGGAGACGAAUCAGUUACUUUUGGGGUUGAUCAAGCCAUGAAACAUCCAAGGAAUAAUGAUGACGUAUCAUUCUCGGUUGAUAUGUUGGAAGAGUUAAUGGUGGAAUGGAAUGAAGAUGAUCCAAGCAAGUCCACAAUCAUCCUUGAAGAAGAAUUUGAUGCUGAAAGAAACCUGCUAGAAAUAGGGAGACUGCUCGAGGAAGCUGAAUACAAUGAUCUGAUUAGAAGUGCAGAACACCCGACUCGCUGA